Messenger RNA from Asterias rubens (European starfish), 1022 nucleotides. RefSeq lists its product as uncharacterized. The transcript is spliced from 4 exons. Lineage: Eukaryota; Metazoa; Echinodermata; Asteroidea; Forcipulatida; Asteriidae. Bases 1 to 678 code for a protein of 225 amino acids. The record is from RefSeq and is a predicted model, not a curated record.
AUGAAGUUGGGCCGCAACGCCCCUUGCUCAAGACAGUGUGACAUGCAUUAUUCUUUUGAUUUUGGGCAACAGCUUCAUUAUCCGUCCAACCCCGUUCAGCCUAGCCCCCUGUACUUCCUGCAGCCCCGAAAAUGCAGCUUAUUCGGUGUCUGCUGUGAGGGCGUUCCCCAACAGAUUAACUAUCUAAUCGACGAAGGGACGGCGUCGUCACACAGCAGACUCGGCGAAGAAAGCCUGAGUCUGCAUUGUGACAACUGCGCAGGGCAGAAUAAAAGCAGCCCCGAUUGGUGUUUCGGUUUACUGAAGCAGAAGUUACGCCAAAGCCCAGUGUCAUGUCUUCAAGACAUUGCUUGCCUGACCAAACAGAGUACAGCAUCGGAAGUGAACCUGGCCCAGCUCGUCGGCAGUGAGGCACAAGAAGUUUACGUUCCGCUUUACGACUGGCAAAGUUUCUUGAGCGAGUACUUCGUUCCACUCAUCGGAUUCAAGAAGUUUCACCAAUUCCGAUUUCUUCAGAGGAACCCGGUGUGGUUUAUGCGUCUCAAUCCCCAACAGAUCAAGAGCAAGAAUUCAAUCUCCUCCGUACGCCAGACACGUUGCCACCUCUGGAGUUGCCCCAGCAGACACCACCCCCUGGACUUGACGCAAGACGCCAGUGGUAUCUAUAUGAAAAGAUAAGAGAAUUCUGUAGUGAUGAAGGUGCAGAUCGUACAUGCCCGAAACCCACUGUCCCAAACCCCGACUACUGCGCUGGUCUAGAGAAAAUCAGCUCCACACCGCAAAAGAAAAGAAAAGCGAAUUGUAAAGUUUGAAAGGUUAGACAGGAUUGGGAGAGCUGACAAAAAAAAGUCACAGACGGUGUUCAAGUUUUGUUCGUGUUUUGUUAAUGUUUCGUGAAGGCCUGAUUCUUUGUUGCCUCCAUGCCCCCUGCCUUUGCACCAUUGAAAUGCUCCAGUAGAAAUUUACAUUUACCUCAUAGGGUUCCAUUGACCAAGGAGAAGAUGUCUUGGUGCCCUUGCCCU